CCGCCCCGUGAAGCACUACUACGGGGUGGAAGCGUUUCACACAGUUAAGUGCAGACCAGUUGGCUUUCAUGUAAAUGAAACACGGCUGAUUCGCCGUAAGCAAAACGACCGUAAGCUAAGCUAACCUCUCAAACUGAAUGACUCGUCGUUCUCCAGUGACGUUACACCGUUACAAAGGACUUCGCGCCGUCUCUCUCUGUUUCUUCUCUCCGCAGGGAUGGGUGUGAAAGGACUUCAGCACUUUGUGGACAGUUGCUGCCCAGAAGCUCGUGUGACUGUUCAUCUGAGAGAAAUGGCCAAAAGGCAGCGAGUCUGCACAAGCACAGCUAACAUCCCCAGUCCCACACUCGUAGUGGAUGGUAUGGCCUGCUUGCGUCACUGGUACACAUGUAAGGACUGGGUGUGUGGCGGGCAGUGGAGGGAGUACAUGGAGCUGCUGAAGGGCUGGGUGGAGGCCUUCACGUCAGCAGGCAUCAGACUCGUCUUCUUCUUCGAUGGAGUUGUAGAAGAUCAGAAGAGACAAGUGUGGGUGAAGAGGAGACGCAGAGUGAACGGGGAGAUUUCUAAAAUGUUUCGUCACAUCAAGGCAUGUGGCGUGCAGCCUGGUAGAGCGCUCUUUUGUCUUCCUUCUGGUCUGGCAACAUUCACAUGCUUUGCUCUCAGGUCAUUGGGUCAGAGCGUGUUCUGCUCCGAGCAGGAGGCUGACUAUGAGAUUGCCAGCUAUGCUCGUCAGCAUGGCUGUAUGGGCAUUCUGGGACAGGACUCAGACUUCAUCAUAUACGACAGUGCCCCCUACUUGUCUGUGGCAAAGCUGCGGAUAGACAGCCUCACCACUGUCCUGUACGACCGACAGAGGCUCUGCCACGCCAUCGGAUUGACCGCUACCCAACUACCACUGUUGGCCUGUCUCCUAGGUAACGAUGUGGUGUCAGAGGAGCAGAUGCAGCACAUCAGGAACAACGCCAUAGCGACAUACAGGACAAACAAUCCUGCAUCACACCGCGGUGCUCCUCAGGGCCAGAAGGUGCUUGCUGUAUCCCAACUUGUGAGCUCCUUGUGGGGAAGAGAGGAGCAGGAGCCUGAAUUUAUUCCUCAUUCUGUGAACCUGUCAGCUCCUCACAGAGAGCUUCUGAAGAAGGGGGUUUGCUCUUACUUGCUGCCUGGACAGGACGCUUCUCAGCGAGGUGACAUCUCUGCACCUCCCUCUGCCUUUGAGAAGCAUGUUAGUCCACAGAUAUUAAAGGCUUGCAGAGAGAAGCACGUAGCAACAGAGGGUUUUAUGGUUUACAGUGUUGUGUGUCAGGGAGUCAUUCACUGUAGCAACACACUGGAGGAUGAAGAGGAUUCUGAGUUGCUGCCUCAGGCCCUCGUCUACAAGCCCUGCAGACAGCGGAUCUACGGCCUGCUGCUCCUGCACGGCCAUGAAGGCAGCAGUGUCGACCUUCCAGCAAUCAGGGAAUGGUUUGUCUACGGUGGAAACCCGCUGAAGGAACCUGACAUGGUCCACCCCGUCCCAGUCCACCUCCCAUAUCAUCAGCCCAGUCUGGACCUGCUGUGGUUUGGGACCAGUCCUGAGGUUCCUACACUUCGCUUGAUGUCAUUCCUUUCAAUCUUUGAUUGCCAGGAGUUCUCUGACUUGCAUGGAGACAUUGAAGACGCCCUCUUGGCUGCUCUCUGCCUGGUCACUUACAUUGUCCUCCAGGUACAAACGUUGUCUCAAGAGGACGUUGAUGCUUACCUGAGUCAGGCUGUGUGUCUAAGACUGAAAUCACCCAAUGAUCUUCAAAACAUCAAGCUGCCGGUCCUGUCGAGUCGCGCCGUGCAGCUGGGAUCUCUCUAUGUCCGAGGACUCGGCAACCUGCUGGGCGCCAACUGUGCCAGCGGCAGCCCGCUGCCCGGCGCUGCCCUUAUGCCUUGGCACAGCUUCGACGGACGGCUGUUCCACUCAAAGUACCUGCUGGCACACAGCGGCACAGAGAAGGCCGUGUUGCUGGAGAGUGACCCGUCCCGUUUGUCACUGUUUAUCCGCCUGAGGGAGAAACUUGGAGAAGCCUGCGGGAAGCGAGGCAGAGUCCUGCAGUCCAGACCCUGUGCACCGGAACGAGGUCCUGGAGUCCCACCUGGAACCGGACACAGAGAGAGACACGCAGGUGGCGCCAAGGACUGGAGGGAAAGAGGCGAAACAGGAGGAGGCCAUGGACAUGGAGGAGGAUGGAGAGCCAGCGGGGAGGCCAGUGGAGACCUGAGUGAAUGUGAGGGCAGAUCGACAGCGUGGCGUGUCAACCCUCACUCUCAUUCGUAUCCCUACGGCCACGAUGGAGGAGCCCAGAACACGAGCCGCCCUCCAACGCAGUCCAGAGGCCGAUCGCACCUCAACAGAGGGAGAUACAGAGCGGCUCCCAGGUAACGUCAGUGUGGAAACAGAUGUUCCUCUUGGUCCAAGAUGGUCUCUGCCCCCGGCACCAGGAACACAACCCUGAAUAGAGAGGAGAGGAGGAUUAGAGGGAUGGAUUCCCCCUGAAAUGUGAUGAAAGGAGUGAAGGAGUCAGAUUUCUCUGAAUAAACUGAUUUAGUGAAUUACCAGUUAGCAAUGUUUGUCUAAAGGAUGGAGAAGCUUGGGAAAUGGGGAUUAAGAGAUGGCCAAAUAAAGAGAUUAGAAUAUAAUUAUUUGAUUUGUCCUUUUGACCUGAAUUUCUUUUUUUGCGCAUCUGAAAAUACUUCAGUAGACACACUUCAAAAGUCAAAUCACUUCUAGGCCUCUCUUUUAUCUCAAGACAAUUUACCCGUUUUAAUGUGAUGGAGAAUGAACCGGUCCAUCAGCACUCAGCAAACACACUCUGAAACGAGCCACUUCAAACAUGCACUGAAGUAGAUUAACGGUUAAUCCCCGGGCCUGUUUUACCUCUUAUCUUUGACUAUAAAAGGACAGAGAUCUUAAAAGCUGUUUGUGUCCAAUAAUCCUUUUAAAGGCAGGGUUUUAACUAGAGAAACAGUAAUGCAGCUAUCAAAUAUCAGUUAGAAUAGGGUCUCGCUGCCGGAGAGUUAUACAUCUCUGUAAAGUGAUACCAAGAGCCGUUUGUGACAUGUCGAAAAUAAAGUGAAGCAAUUUGCCAUGUGCGCGCACACACACACACACACACACACACACACAUAGACACACACCUCUAAGCAGACCGUUAAAGAAAUGUGAGAGUGAAUUUCUAAACAAGCGGAAACUAAUGAGUGUAAAUCAGAGUGUUGAUACAGUGAAGUGAGACUGUUUGACGCGACCGAGCGGAGAGUUACAUCAGUUCAUUCUCCUCUAGUUCAAUGUUGCAUUCAUUACACAGUAACCGAUGCAGCGAUUGUCUAAGAAUGUUACAAGUGGUUUUAUAAGCCCCCAGACCUAUAAAACCACUCCGCACAUGGACUGUGUGUGUAAGUAUUCUUUUAUGUUGUAUAUCAAUUUCUCCCAAUCUCGUUUUUUGGGUCAAUGAUAUUCGCUUUUUUUUUUUUAAGUGGUUCUUGUAAUUUUAUGAAUCAGAAAUUAAAAACAUCAGCAUGCAUCAAUGAA
Gasterosteus aculeatus aculeatus (three-spined stickleback) is the source of this 3553-nucleotide messenger RNA. RefSeq names its product family with sequence similarity 120 member B (gene fam120b). The record is from RefSeq and is a predicted model, not a curated record. Gene Ontology annotation, cellular component: nucleus. NCBI's taxonomy places the organism in Eukaryota, Metazoa, Chordata, Actinopteri, Perciformes, Gasterosteidae.